Lathyrus sativus (Indian pea) is the source of this 618-nucleotide messenger RNA. Lineage: Eukaryota; Viridiplantae; Streptophyta; Magnoliopsida; Fabales; Fabaceae. The record is from the annotation of a GenBank genome assembly.
AUGUCAUGGAUUUUCAAAGCUAUUCUUAGACAUAGAGACAUCAUGAUAGGCAUGGAAGAUUGGAACGAUAUGAAGGUGAAGUACUCUGUGGGUAAAGUAUAUCAGUACCUCAAGAAGGAUGAACCAGAUGUUGGUUGGAAGCACAUGUUAUCCAAUACUAUUGCUAGAUCGAUAACACUUUUUACUAUGGGGAUGACAUGCCACCGUAGACUUGCGACAAAGGUGCGUCUCAAAAAGCUUGGCUUUACUACGUAUGACAGGUGUAAAUUCGACAACAAAGAGGAAACAAUUGACCAUCUUUUAUUCCAAUGCCCGCCAUUUAAAAUCUGUUGGCAGGAAAUUCUGGGUUGGAUGGGGAUUCAACAUACCCCUUGUGAUUGGCAGGAAGAACUUAAUUGGAUUAUAACACAAUGUAAGGGAAAGGGCUGGAGGAAGUGCCUCCUGCGUAGUUCCAUAGCGGAGACUAUUUACAAAGUCUGGAAGUAUCGUAACAACGUCGUCUUUGGCAAUACUAUGAAUACCAUUGAGAUUAGAGAUGUAGUAAUCUUUACCCUUGCAAACAGAGAGUGGGUUAAUACUAGAAUGAGACAUCAUAUAACUAACCUUCUUAUAGAUUAG